Haliotis rufescens (red abalone) is the source of this 2482-nucleotide messenger RNA. RefSeq names its product malonyl-CoA decarboxylase, mitochondrial-like. The transcript is spliced from 10 exons. Gene Ontology annotation, biological process: positive regulation of fatty acid oxidation; malonyl-CoA catabolic process; fatty acid biosynthetic process. Lineage: Eukaryota; Metazoa; Mollusca; Gastropoda; Lepetellida; Haliotidae. The record is from RefSeq and is a predicted model, not a curated record. The coding region runs from base 108 to 1637 and encodes 509 amino acids. Gene Ontology annotation, cellular component: mitochondrial matrix; peroxisomal matrix. Gene Ontology annotation, molecular function: malonyl-CoA decarboxylase activity.
ACACCGGCAAAAAUAGGUGCCCAUCUGAUUUGUAAUCAGGUGCACUUCAUCGGUGAAAAAAACCAUAACAUAUUGGCGUACAUUUUGUUUAAAAUCUAUAGGUAACGAUGUCCCUGCUUCGUUCAUUAAUAAAGAUCAAACGAGUACUUCAUUCUAGAUUUCCAUAUGGUUACAAGGCACUCAAAAUCCCAUGGGCAACCAUGGCAUCCACUGCUGAUCAGAUCUACGGAAUUCUGGAUUCAACAUUUGUAGUCCAGGAUACUGGUGUCCAUAUUCAAGAGGCCAAGUGUAAGUCAUUUAUCAGUUUCUACCGGAAUCUAACUGUUCAAGGAGAUAGAAGCUUGUUCCUGAGACUCAUGGCUGAACGAUAUGGAAUCAACCACGACUAUGUGAUGCAGCUGUCUAGAAACCUCCCUGCAGCUCAGGACCGCAGUGAAGCGAUGUUGUUAAAGACGGAGGAGAGGUUGCGAGGUGCUCUGAUGCCGCGAUAUCAACAGUUGUUUGGUCAAAUUGGCAAGGUCGACAGCGGGGUCAAAUUUCUGGUGGACAUGAGAGUGGAUGUACUGAACUCCAUGUCGACCUGCACCAAUGAAGUAGACAUGGCGUACUACCAAGCCCUCAACCUGUCCCUCAAGGAGCUGUUGGUGCUGUGGUUCUCUGUGGGGCUUCUCAAUCUCCAGCGAGUCACGUGGGAGUCUCCAUGUGACAUGGUCCAGAAGAUAACAGACUAUGAGGCAGUCCACCCGGUGAAGAGCUGGACAGACGUCAAGCGGCGUGUCGGACCGUACCGACGGUGCUACGUCUUCACCCACAACAGUAUGCCAAGAGAACCUGUUGUUGUACUCCAUACAGCCCUUACAGACAAUAUUUCAUCAUCAAUACAUUCCAUCAUCCAGUCCCCGGGGUUCCGAGGCAGCAGUAACCCUGAAGAGUCUAGUCCUGAGGUCCUGGACCCACCCACAGAACAAGAGGUCGAGGACCCUUCCAAGAUAUCCACCGCUGUCUUCUACUCCAUCACGUCCACACAGAAAGGUCUCCAGAGUGUUGAUCUUGGAAACUACUUGAUAAAGAGAGUUGUGAGAGAGCUGCAGGUCGAAUACCCACAAAUAGACAAAUAUUCAAGUAUGUCUCCCAUACCAGGCUUCCGAGUGUGGCUUAUAGGGGAGAUAAACAAGGCCCUACACAUCAGUGACAUUGGAGAGGUGAUAGAAGACAACCUCCUGACAAGGUCAGAGCUGCUACAGCUUCAACCUCAUGGGAAGAAUCGAAAUGCUCUGGAGACAUUUAAACAUUGUAUACAAAGUCACCAGUGGCUGAACAGUCCCGACCUUCUUGAUAUCAUUAAGGCACCACUGAUGAGAUUGUGUGCCCAAUACCUUUAUGUUGAGAAGAGGAGAGGAUAUGCACUCAAUCCUGUUGCAACAUUUCACCUAAAGAAUGGAGCCGUGAUGUGGAGACUGAACUGGUUGGCCGAUGCGUCGAUGCGUGGACUCACUCAGUCAUGUGGCAUGAUGAUAAACUAUCGCUACUUCCUCGACACUACAGAUGAAAACAGCCAGAAAUAUCUCGAAAACCACACCAUUGCAGCUUCACAACAGAUAAUAGACUUAGCUUCAGGUGUGACACCGCAAGAUUAGAGUGUGACGUUUAAGGGCUGUGUAAUAAUGAACCUACAUGUUGUGUCAAGGUGUUGUGUGUGGAUGUCUGAGAGCGUACUGUUACCCAUAAUUCUAUGUGUGAAGUCCAAGAUAACUGAGUGCUUCUCAUGAGAUCAACGUGUGAUCGGAUGAGGACAUUCAUCACUGCCAUGAACAUGUAGAUUGUGUCUCAUUGUCAUACAGACAUCUGUUUUGGAGGGGUCUUAGGUUCCAAGACUAGAAGAAACUGUUACCAUGGAUACAGGUGAACAAUUGUUUCCAUGGUCAGCUGAAACACUAUUUUACAAAAUAGAAGAGGUGGAUCACAGAUUAUAAAAAGGGGUGCACAUUACGCUCAAGUGAUGAAGAGACUUGGCCAAGGGCGAAGUUAGCAUGUAAGGUGUCUGAAAAAAGGAGGGUGCACACCCCUUCAUCCCCCAGGGUUCCACCAGUGAAUAGUUCCCAUUAGAUUAUACUAGAUAUAAUUUCAGUAUAAGUUCUCAUCACUGUUUCUGAAGGAUAUGCAUGUUGUUUAAUGCUUAAAUAUUAUUGUGCAAAUUUACAGAUGACCUCUUUCAAGUAUGGUCAUGGUGUUAUUGUACAUCUGGAGAGUUGGUAGAAUCUAAAUAAUUCUCAAUCACAUACAAUUAAGAAUUGCAAACUUUAUCAGGUUCAGAAUUUUGUGAGUGUAUGCAUAGUCCAAUCAAAAUCGUGUGACGAAAUGGGUUCAUAAAGAACAUGGCGAAUUCUGUUCGCCCUGAUUAUGUUUCUAGGUUUGUCAGCACCAUACACGUGCUUUUGGGUUUCACCGAAGUGGUAAACGUCUGAGACCUGCAUCACUUGGU